AACUCAGUUACUUCAUCAAUGUUUCUUUUUACAACAUUAAGGUCUUAGAAAUUUAUCAUGCAAGAAAUUAGGUACUUUUAUAGAAGAUUUAAAAUAGACAAUUUGAUUCGCCUACAUAUAUACAUAAAAACUAUUCCGAUGUCUUGUAUUUGUUUUUACUAUUCCAAUAUAUUUAACAGUUAAUAACAGCUAUUGGUAAAGAAUGGCAUCCGGAACAUUUCACUUGUGCUAGUUGUCGUGUUGGCUUAGUUCGUCAAGAUUUCUAUGAACGUGAUGAUCAAGCUUAUUGUACUCAAUGUCAUCUACAAAUGUUCUCACCUAGAUGUGGUUAUUGUGGAGAGGCAGUUGUCGAGAAAUGUGUUUUGGCUUUGGCACGUGCAUGGCAUCCUGAGCACUUUUUUUGCUACGAAUGUCAUUCCACUUUUAAUGGAUCGUUAACAGUACAUGAACAAAAUGGCAAAUUUUACUGCUCUAUCUGCUAUUUCACACGAUUUGGAACUCCAUGCUCUGGCUGUCAACAACCUAUUACAGAUGCAUACAUAACUGCAUUGGAUAUGCCUUGGCACAAAGAUUGUUUUACUUGUCAUAGCAUAUGUUUCCAAAUUUCUCAAGCACUUCUCACUAAUUAUGUUAUAUUUUCUUGAAUCGAUGUCCAAUCUUGUUUAUUACUAUUGAUAUUAUUGCUAUCUCAACUACCCUGGGAUUUGACCUAAAAUCUUCGUUUUGUUGUACCACUGCGGUUCGGCGAAUCGAACCGAUGUACAUAAUUACCGCGUUCAACGUUUAAUCGGACAGAAUGACUGACUUGCAAUCGUAAAUUCACAUACUAUAACUUCAAAACAUGCAUUUGUUUCAAACUUGACACUUUUAGACCAAUAAUUUGAGUUUGCAAUUCUGGUUCCUGAUAAAAACCUAUUGAAAAUGAUAUUUUCCGUUCAUAUAUCUGUACCUUUUUGUGAAGGAAUAUAGUUUAGAAAUAUGUUACAUUUGAUCAAUGAGUAGUAAUUGACUUAUGUGGUACAAUCGGAAAAUGAUUUUUUUUUUUGAAAAAGUGACAAUUCCAAAGAUUUCAUAGUGUACAUCAAUUUUUAGCUAUUAUAAAUAUUUUAGAGAUUUCAUUGUACUUUGAGAAUAUAAAUGGACGACGCACGCUUCAGUAGAAAAUUUGAACUGUACACAAUCCACUGUAUUAAAGAAAUUAAUUAACCACUCGUAUUAUUAGUAAACCAAAUUUUUUGAAGUCACUCACAGUCUGAUGAUCAAACAAUAUGCUUUAUUUAUAUUUCCUGUCUUAUCUAGUUCAACUUUGUCUUUCCAAUCCCCUCCAUUUUCCUCUUUUAAUACAGGAUUGUAAUAGAAUACUCACUGGAUCAAGUUUUCAUGAAAUUGAAGGAUAUCCUUACUGUGAUUCUCACUAUUACUCAAGACGUGGAUUAUUAUGCUCUGCAUGUUCAUUACCAAUUACUGGAAGUUAGUCUUACAUCUCAUAACGUGUUUCUUGCUUAGACUCAACAACUUACACGAAGAUUUAUCAAGCACACUGUGUUAGUCAAUAUUAUACUUUUGAAACUACAUAACAUCUAAAUGUGUGUUUCAUAUAUGUUUUCAUCGCCAAAACACUAUUUGAUGUAAAAAGUAAUGUAUUCAUUUUGUAAUUUGAGUAUUACGUUAUAACUCAUGAUCAUGUUCACUUAAUUGAAUAUUUUGAAAUGUUUACGUGUACUAAGCAUUUUGAUAAUUACUCAAUCAAGAACCAAGUACAUACGGUCUAAAUAAUUGAAAAUUAUUACUGUUAUGAUUUAACAUCUAUUUUUCGGUCCUGAUAUAUUGCUAUAUGUACACUUGGUGUUAGAAAUGUCACCAUAGUUACUUUCAUCUUUAUUUUCAUAGAUAAGUAGUUAGAUUAUUGUAAAAUACUGAACACCUUAAUGUUGACUAACUCAAAAGCUUAGAAACCGAACCUAUGUUCUACAGUUGGUAUGAGCAUAGCAAGAUAGUUGAUGACUUAACGAGAUUUAGAACAAAAUAUUAUCAACUGUUAUAAAACAAGUUGCGUAAUGCUCAGUAGAAGACGUGCCUUUUGUAAGGGACAUUUUAUUGUCCCAAUAAAAGGAGACAUUACUACAUAAGACGUCUGUGAAGAUAAUCAGUAAACGACUAACAAUAGUUGACAACAGAAUAAUAUUGAGAAUCAAGUAACAAAUAGAAAGGAAAUAUAAUGUCUAAGUUCACGUCAACGUUGGGCUUGAAAUCAUAGGGGCAACAGUCAUAGUUUAUAAAUAUUCCCAAUAUCUAGCUGAAAAACAUCUCCUUCCAUUGAGUAGUUGUAAGCACAAAUAUAAGCUUAAGAACGAAACCACACCAGAAUUUCCCUCUUU
Messenger RNA from Schistosoma haematobium, 2378 nucleotides. RefSeq lists its product as uncharacterized. The transcript is spliced from 5 exons. Gene Ontology annotation, cellular component: focal adhesion; filamentous actin; Z disc. The record is from RefSeq and is a predicted model, not a curated record. Bases 309 to 644 code for a protein of 111 amino acids. Gene Ontology annotation, molecular function: muscle alpha-actinin binding; actin binding. Lineage: Eukaryota; Metazoa; Platyhelminthes; Trematoda; Strigeidida; Schistosomatidae. Gene Ontology annotation, biological process: cell-cell adhesion; muscle structure development; cell-cell junction organization.